ACCAUGUCUAUGGGUGAAACCCCAAAUACCUUCAUCUGAUUCAUAUAGCAUGCAUUCUGAGAAACUCGUUUCAGUCCAGUUUUAAGAGUAAGACUCUUUUUCCUUUGCAGGAGAGCAAGAUUUGUACCAGCUCACGGAGUAGCUUUUAGCCCAUUUGUUACGCUCAUUAGUUCAAAACUCAUGACAAAGUGUGGCAAACGUUUAUUAUGAAAUUUCCCACCUCCCACGCUUACCGGAAGUCCAUUUCUUAUUGUUAGCUUCACGCUCAUAGCUGUAGCUCGGCAGGUAGUAUUUAGUGAUUACUUGAUGAAAAAUUGGAUUGAAAAAUGCUAGCGACAUUGCUACGUGUACAGCAUCACAAGUCCGCCAUCGUUCUUUUGUAUGUCACACUUGGACUGAACAAUUAGAUGCAGGGAGCAAUCAUUGUAUCAAAAUUGUAUGUUUCGAUGAACUUGUGCCGGAAACCCAAAGGACUAUAACUUUAUAGGCCUGGCUACACUGUGAUUGGCAACGAUUAGCCAACUGAGCACUUUGCGGGUACACGCGUUAUAAAAGAAACUGGAAAUGACAAGCGGGGUGCGAUGAUGCAUAGCUAGCUUGAGAAGCUGAUUUUUUAUUUUGGAGUUAAAGAUGUCUUAUGCAUCUGCAGUUUGGUUGGCGGCUUUGGGGGAAUUUGAUGAUGAAUCUGACAGCAUCCCGAGCAGUUUGGAUAAUUUUGAUGACGACUUUCUUUUAAAACAUUUCCAUUUCACUAGAUCUGCAGUUUGUUUCAUUAUUGAUUAUGUUGGAGCCCAAAUGGAGUCAGCCAAAUACUGCUCCGACGAGCUUUCUACUGAUGUUAUUGUUCUGGCCGCAUUGUGUGUUUACGCAAACGGCUUUUUGCCAAAUGAAACAGCAGAUAUGAUUGGAAUAAGCCAGGCAUCUGCCAGGAGAGCAGUUAAUACGGUGUCCAGGGUUUUGUCUGAGAAAGCUGAAGAGUUUAUCACAUUUCCAGACAGUUACAAUGAUCGGGUACUUGUGGCACAAGAGAUCCAGAGGUUUUGCGGUAUACCAAAUGUAGUAGGUGUGCUGGGAUGCAUGCACGUGCGCAUCAAACCUACACCAGAGGAGGAGAUUUUUUUUUUGAACGCGUUCGAUUAUCACUCCAUAAUGUUCCAAAUGAUCUGCGACUCUCAAGGCAAUUUAUUAAGUGUAGAGAGUCAAUGGCCAGGAAGCACAGCGGAGCAAAGCAUCUGGGAGAGUUCAAAAAUCUUCCAGCAAUUUCAAAGUGGUAGGCAUGGGCACAGUUGGCUCAUUGGUGCCAGUUGUUAUUCUCUGGAAAGACAUGUUCUGACUCCUCUGGCCUAUGUGAGAAAAAGACCCAGCAUGCGUUACAAUGAGGCCCACUUCAAAAUCCAGACUGUCAUUCAGAAGACCUUUGGUGCUCUGAAGUCACGAUUCCGGUGCCUGGACAAUUUGGGAAGCAUACAGAAGAACAACUGCAGCACACAUGUUGAGGUGGUCAGUGCUUGUUGUGUUCUACACAACAUUGCCAUGAAAUUUUCUGUUCCUUUCCCUGAGGAGUUUGUGCCAGAACCUGGGUAUCAUGGUGUGAAUCGAGAAGAGAUUACACAAUCAAAUUCCAGCAUGCUGCUUUUCAGAGAAGACAUGAUAAAAGCUUUUUUUCCCCAGGAUUCAGAUCCUGUACCAGGGAUCUUUGUUGGUUUUGAAAGGACCUAGAGGGACAUUACAUUUUAUGUAUGUUCAUGGAAUUUUGUACAUUCAGAUAUCUGUCUGCCUAAUUGCCUAGCCUUCAAGAUGCUAAUUUCUUCAUUUUAUGUUCAAAAUUAAGGUGGUUCUCAACUCAGUCAUAUGAACAGUAUCUUAAGCAAUGGCUUAAAAACGUAGCUAUAUUUAUAAUGGCUUUUAACCUUUGUAGCCACUGCUUUCUUACUGCUUUUUAAAAAGUUUCCUGUGUUGAUGAAAACAAACUUUUUUAAUGUAAAUAAGAAAUAUUUAUAUCAAAUGAAAUAUACUUUCAAAUUU
This is a messenger RNA of Anguilla rostrata (American eel), 2025 nucleotides long. Its product is annotated as putative nuclease HARBI1. NCBI's taxonomy places the organism in Eukaryota, Metazoa, Chordata, Actinopteri, Anguilliformes, Anguillidae. The transcript is spliced from 2 exons. Bases 631 to 1719 code for a protein of 362 amino acids. The record is from RefSeq and is a predicted model, not a curated record.